Molecule: messenger RNA, 1183 nt
Organism: Pseudogymnoascus destructans
Lineage: Eukaryota; Fungi; Ascomycota; Leotiomycetes; Thelebolales; Thelebolaceae
Gene: SEN34
Product: tRNA-splicing endonuclease subunit
Exons: 2
Coding region: 144-1070 (308 amino acids)
Biological process (GO): tRNA-type intron splice site recognition and cleavage; tRNA splicing, via endonucleolytic cleavage and ligation
Cellular component (GO): tRNA-intron endonuclease complex
Molecular function (GO): nucleic acid binding; tRNA-intron lyase activity
Source: RefSeq, a predicted model, not a curated record
UCAACUAUAAGUUUUCAAAAUAUUUUCGUUUCCAAACAUUUAAAAGUGUAAAAGUUCCGCACAAAGAAACUGAACAUUGUCAGACUCAGCAAUACCAAUGCUUGAUUGUUAUGGAAUAGGUUAUUGACCUUGACUAUCUCAAGAUGGCUUCUGGGAGCACAAUGAUCGACGGACCAGUCCCGAUUUCCAGGAUUGCAGGGCGGUACUUGGUGUUCGACAUCAACGUCGUGACUUACUUACGUAGAACCCAUCACAUCUGUGGUGUCCUUAUUGGCAGCAUUCCACAAGUUCCUCAACAAAAUGUCUUCCUUGGUCUUCCUGUCGAGUUGCUUCCUGAGGAAGCUAGGCUUCUCGUCGAGAAAGAGGUAGCAUAUAUUGUAGACGAUGCAUCACAACAUCGUGAAACAUUCAGUACACUUGUAGGUGAUGACAGAAGGAAAUAUUUGGAUUCUCUCAGGUCUCAAGGUCGGAAGUCUCGGAGAGCUGCGGAAGAGGUGUCGCAAAAGAAAAUUGAAAAGGGCUUAGCCAAACAAGCUCUAUUACGAGCCUCAAAAGAUACGUUGCAGUCUACUGUUGCCAAGUCCUCGACAGAACCAACCGACGUGACAAGUUUUUCAAACAGCUCAGCCUCGGAAGAGUCUUUGUUCCCUGAUCAUCCAUCACUGCCAACAGCCUCCACGCCAUCCGUCUCUUCUUCUGCACCUUAUGCCGUCACGACAACCACUACAAGCUCCGUAUUGCCUUUGUCCCAAGGUCACAUACAGCAACCGGAUCCUGUUGUGCCGGCUUCCUACGCACUGUUUUGCCACUUGCAUGCGCUCGACUAUUUCAUGACACCCGGCCUUCGGUUUGGCUGCGACUAUACUGUUUACCCUGGGGAUCCUUUGAGGUUCCACAGUCACUUCCUUGCCGUUGGCCAUGAUUGGGAAGAAGAGAUACCCCUCAUUGAUCUGGUGGGCGGUGGGCGUUUGGGCACGGGUGUAAAGAAAGGGUUUCUCAUUGGGGGGGAAGGUCCUGGCACGCAAGGAAACACCGUUCGUCCAUUUUGCAUCGAAUGGGGUGGGAUGUAGAGGGUGGAGCAUUACGGAUACCUCUACCUCAGCAGAGUUCAAUGGAGAGAUAUGCGACAAGCUGACCACACACACAUAGGUUACUAUAUGCCAAUUUCACAACUUUCUGAUGC